This is a messenger RNA of Rasamsonia emersonii CBS 393.64, 288 nucleotides long. RefSeq lists its product as uncharacterized. The record is from RefSeq and is a predicted model, not a curated record. The transcript has a single exon. The coding region runs from base 1 to 288 and encodes 95 amino acids. Lineage: Eukaryota; Fungi; Ascomycota; Eurotiomycetes; Eurotiales; Trichocomaceae.
AUGACAGCAGCACGGCGAUGGAUAUUCUUGCGCCAGGUACUAGACACUGCCUGUAGCUCGCUCAUGAGAAAUAAUUGUCUACCCAGGAACCUGCUGGCACAUUGUAGAGAGCGAACAAGGAUCUUGGUCCCCGCAUUGUGGAGAGGAAAUGCCCUAUUUCGUGGGGCCGUCUCACCGCCUUGUUUGUUACGUAUCCGUAUUACAGGACUGUAUGUACAGUGCCUUGCUUACAUCGGUACAACAUUCUCUCAUGCUGCGUACAGUCUUGUAUACUACACCAUAGUAUAG